Mangifera indica (mango) is the source of this 983-nucleotide messenger RNA. Its product is annotated as 40S ribosomal protein S5. Gene Ontology annotation, biological process: ribosomal small subunit assembly; translation. Lineage: Eukaryota; Viridiplantae; Streptophyta; Magnoliopsida; Sapindales; Anacardiaceae. The transcript has 5 exons. Bases 141 to 773 code for a protein of 210 amino acids. Gene Ontology annotation, cellular component: ribosome; cytosolic small ribosomal subunit. Gene Ontology annotation, molecular function: rRNA binding; structural constituent of ribosome; mRNA binding. The record is from RefSeq and is a predicted model, not a curated record.
CUUGGACACGCGUAUAAAAUGCUGGAACCCUAAUGCCCCAUCUUCACUCGCCUGUGAGAGCUUCUUUGUGAGCAGCCGCGCUUUCGGUAAAACCUUAUUCUCGCCCUGUCUCUGAAUAGCGCUCUUUGCGUACAGGUAAGAUGGCAGCAACCACUCUGGCGCCGGUCCAACCGUCUCAGGACUCGAAUCAGCCUCACUACGAUGUGAAGCUCUUUAACCGAUGGACCUUUGACGAUGUUCAGGUUGUUGACAUUUCAUUGAAUGAUUACAUUGGAGUUCAAGCUGCCAAGCAUGCAACCUAUGUUCCACAUACUGCUGGAAGGUACUCAGUGAAACGUUUCAGGAAGGCACAGUGCCCAAUCGUUGAGAGGCUUACGAACUCUCUGAUGAUGCAUGGAAGGAACAAUGGUAAAAAAUUGAUGGCUGUAAGGAUUGUGAAGCAUGCAAUGGAAAUCAUUCACCUUUUGACUGACCAGAACCCAAUCCAAGUCAUUGUUGAUGCCGUCAUCAACAGUGGUCCACGUGAAGAUGCUACUAGAAUUGGAUCAGCUGGUGUUGUUAGACGUCAGGCAGUUGAUAUUUCUCCAUUGAGACGUGUAAAUCAGGCCAUCUAUCUUCUUACCACUGGUGCUCGUGAAUCAGCUUUCAGAAACAUCAAGACUAUUGCUGAGUGCUUGGCUGAUGAACUCAUCAAUGCUGCCAAGGGUUCAUCUAACAGCUAUGCCAUCAAGAAGAAGGAUGAAAUUGAGAGAGUUGCCAAGGCCAACCGCUGAAGAGUUAUUAGAGAACCAGAGAACAAUUCUUGUUUUUUAUCAGUACUUUAUGGGAUCACCUUUUAUCACUUGGACAUAUUAAGAAUGGGUUUUUUGGUUUUCUAUUUAUUUUGAAAAUUGGAUGUCUCUUUGGUUGAAGUUUUGAAUAGGAUUAUUUUAAGAUGUUUUAGUUAAUUAAAAGUUAAUCUUAUAAUUUGCGCAUUGUUGAGA